CUAUAAAGGAAAAGCCCAAACAAAGAAAAAUGAGCAUUAAACCAGCAGUCACACUUUCCUGCCAUUUUUAACUCGCACACACUGCUCCUCUUUUUACAGCUUCACCUGCUCUCUGUUUGUUUCUCGAGAAAACUUUAAGAAAUCUUUCUUUUCUUUUUGCUUUUACUUGAUUUAUCACACUAUCAUGGCAGAGAUGCGACCCUCCAUUGUACGCAUAAAUUAGUUAUACGUAGAGAUGCGACCCUCCAUGGUGGGACUUUGAUAUAUUUCAACACAAUCUGAUCAUUAGAUGUACGAGAAAGGUCUACACUAUAUUUCGUUCUUUUAAAGGGAUGCUUUCAAAUAUUCUGCUGCUUCAGUAUGAAAAUGCCGUUAUGAUAGAGAAGUGGAGAGAGGCUAACCAGAGAAAGCUUGUCUGAACUUUGUAAGCGAGAAGGCUGAUCAUAACAUGGGAAACAGACUGCAAAAGCCCCAAGAAACAAAGACAGUAGAAGAGCAAGAGCAACAAGAAGAAGAGGUUUCAAGUUUCACAUGUGAAAUAUGCAUUGAACCGAUGCUAUCGAACAGGAAAUUUAAGAAUGGUAGUUUAUGUUCUCAUCCUUUCUGCCUGGAUUGCAUAUCGAGAUAUGUUGAGGUGACAAUAGAAGCCAUCGGUGGGAACCUCAAAUGCCCUGGACUUAGUUGCAAGCAUCCAUUAGACCCUCUCUCAUGCAGGCCUAUCAUCGCAAAGCCUCUUUUCGACAAAUGGUGUGAUCUUCUAUGUGAUUCAGUGGCUUUAGGGGUCGAAAGGUGCUAUUGUCCAUAUCGAGAUUGCUCAGCGUUGAUUUUAAAUGAAUGUAAGGAAAAUCUGAACAAAAUCAAAUGUCCUAACUGCAAGAAACACUUCUGCUAUCAAUGCAAGAUUCCGUGGCAUGCAGGAUAUCAGUGCACCGAGAGUGGACAACUGAGAGAUAGAAAUGAUGUUCUGGUUGGGGAACUUAUAGAGGAGAAGAAGUGGACUAGAUGCUAUAAUUGUGGUCACUCUGUUGAGCGAAUUAGUGGUUGCAGAGAUGUCAAAUGCAAAUGUGGAGUUCGUUUUUGCCAUCAAUGUGGAGGAAGAUUCCACUUGGGUCCUUGUAGACACAAGUGCUGUGGAGAUGCUAUCUACAUGUUCAUAUUUUUGGUGAUAUUGAUUAUAUUUUGCUAUCUCCUCUAUCAUCAGGUGAACAUAAUGUCAUCUGUAUAGUCUACUGCUGCAGAAAAGUCCCGUAAAGACCGUCUCUAGGGAAAGAUGUUAAGAAAUACCAUUUAGGUUGUAAAUGAUGGUUUUAAAUGGUCAAGAGAAAAUUUGAACUUGCUAUUA
Mercurialis annua (annual mercury) is the source of this 1342-nucleotide messenger RNA. RefSeq names its product E3 ubiquitin-protein ligase RSL1-like. Gene Ontology annotation, molecular function: ubiquitin conjugating enzyme binding; ubiquitin protein ligase activity; zinc ion binding. Gene Ontology annotation, biological process: protein polyubiquitination; ubiquitin-dependent protein catabolic process; positive regulation of proteasomal ubiquitin-dependent protein catabolic process. Lineage: Eukaryota; Viridiplantae; Streptophyta; Magnoliopsida; Malpighiales; Euphorbiaceae. The record is from RefSeq and is a predicted model, not a curated record. The coding region runs from base 449 to 1225 and encodes 258 amino acids. The transcript has 5 exons. Gene Ontology annotation, cellular component: cytoplasm; ubiquitin ligase complex.